This is a messenger RNA of Erinaceus europaeus (western European hedgehog), 1806 nucleotides long. It is a transcript of the gene CNEP1R1, whose product is annotated as CTD nuclear envelope phosphatase 1 regulatory subunit 1. The transcript is spliced from 6 exons. The record is from RefSeq and is a predicted model, not a curated record. Gene Ontology annotation, cellular component: cytoplasm; Nem1-Spo7 phosphatase complex. Lineage: Eukaryota; Metazoa; Chordata; Mammalia; Eulipotyphla; Erinaceidae. The coding region runs from base 117 to 494 and encodes 125 amino acids.
ACGAGGGGCCGAGGUGAGCUGUUUAAAAGGUGGGAGCUGGCGCUGCGGGCCGGGCGGGGGGCCGCGGGGCUGCGAUGCGGACGACACCGCGGCGGUGACCUGAGCUGCCGCCCGAAAUGAACUCGCUGGAGCAAGCGGAAGACCUCAAGGCUUUCGAGAGGAGACUCACUGAAUAUAUUCAUUGUUUGCAACCUGCCACUGGGCGUUGGAGAAUGCUGCUUAUAGUGGUGUCUGUCUGUACAGCUACUGGGGCCUGGAACUGGUUAAUAGAUCCAGAGACACAAAAGGUGUCCUUCUUGACAUCACUGUGGAAUCAUCCAUUUUUUACCAUUAGCUGUAUUACCCUAAUAGGCUUGUUCUUUGCCGGAAUACACAAGAGAGUAGUGGCACCGUCAAUUAUAGCCGCUCGAUGUCGAACUAUAUUAGCAGAAUACAAUAUGUCUUGUGAUGAUACAGGAAAACUUAUUUUGAAACCUAGGCCUCAUGUUCAAUGACAAAUCUGCAAUCAUUGUUUUGGGACCUAAAACAGCCUUUCUUCAAAUAAGUGAUACAGCAAAAAGCCAUAAAGGAUUCCUUAUACAGUUGGAUGUGCGAAGGUCAUAGCAACAGUUGACAAGAAGUGUGCAAUAUUUGCCCAGAUUACCUUGAUUAUCUAUGAUGAUGAUGACUGGCAUUUAUCAGUGCUUUGGUACCUUUGAUUAUCUGCUUCAGUGUUAGUGUCACUUUAGUACUUCAGGUGCUGCAAAGAAAGAUUCCUGCAGCUGAAGUAUGUAUGUAUGUUACUAAGUUAAACUUAGAAACAGAACCUCAUCCAGUUUUUUAUAAUGUAUUUUUGCAAACUACUGUACAUAGCAAAUCAAUGCCAAUGUAAAAGAGGAAAAUGUUAUGUGGACUUUGUUCUUCUGCACCAGUAUUUCAGGAACAUCUGUUUGCCAUCUCCACAGCUCUUUAACACCAGCUAUUCUGUAUAGCUGUGCCUUUCACACUUACCCUCCUCUCUUUUAAUCCUUAAGUAGGAAGAGCAUCAGCUUGAACCUAGGCUGAAGAACAGUGAUCUCCAUUAUAAUUAAAAUUAUGUUUAAAGAAACAAUUUUUUGUUAAACCGGAUAGAGAACUUCAGCUACCGUUGUGAUAUUUUCCAGUUUGUUGUUUUCACUUAAUGAUAAAUAUACUUUAUAUUUUUUUAUUAAUUUUAAGAAUAUUCCAAAGGCUUCUGAAUCUACAAGUGUGGUUGUAAAUUAUGUAUCAUGUGGGAGUUGGCUAGUCAUUGUUCUAGAUUUUAUGCUGUGGGAGACACACUGUUAUACUAGUAUUACACAGUGUAACUGAUGAGCCUCCUUCACAGAGACACCUUGGGAGUGGUGCCACGAACUAGAGUCUACAGUUCUCACUGUUCAGAGAGUGUUAAUGGCAUACUGUGUAUGCACAUUAGCUGCAUGUAUCAUAAUAGCCCUUAAAAUUAAACUAUUGGGAUGGCUGUAAAUAUUUUAAAGAACUGGAGGUGCCUUUUUACCUGUUUAUUAGAAGAUUUUGAAAAGGUUUAAAUUAUUUUAUGAGCAAUCUUUUAAAUUUCACUUAACACAAAGCUGACAAUUCAGUAAUAGGACAAAAAAGUUUUUAACAAGGCUAUCAUUUGGCUUAAAUAUCUGAUUUUUGCUUUCACAUGUAUAUAAUUUUAUUCUUUGAACUGCAGCAGUAAGACCCUCUGCCCCCUAGAAAGUCUUACGAGGGUAUUCUAUGUAUCCUGCAUUGUUUUCUGUAAAUUUUGUAGGUAAAUAUGUGCAUAAAAUAAAUACUUUAUAUAUA